Molecule: messenger RNA, 246 nt
Organism: Perkinsus marinus ATCC 50983
Lineage: Eukaryota; Perkinsozoa; Perkinsida; Perkinsidae
Exons: 3
Source: RefSeq, a predicted model, not a curated record
AUGGUCGUCAAGGAGCUACCGAUGGUCCAACAGAAGUUGCGUAACAGGCUGCGGGAUUUUGAGGAGACGUUUGAGAUCCCCCUAUUGAUGAACGGCUCUACAUCAGCGGAGUUGGAGCGGGCCGGCCGUGGAGGCGCGUUGGACUAUGCGGUCUCGGUGGCGGUGGAACUUGCUAUUUCCCGAGGCGAAUUCCCGACGUCCUCAGAGGCACACAGGGAGAGUCGAAGGAUUAUUGAUGAGGCUAGG